Messenger RNA from Fomitopsis serialis, 2742 nucleotides. RefSeq lists its product as uncharacterized. The record is from RefSeq and is a predicted model, not a curated record. The coding region runs from base 1 to 2742 and encodes 913 amino acids. Lineage: Eukaryota; Fungi; Basidiomycota; Agaricomycetes; Polyporales; Fomitopsidaceae. The transcript has 3 exons.
AUGCCCGCGAAAAAAGCACCGACCAAAGCCGCGACGCUCAACACCGCUAUACCUCGCGGAGUUGUGAGUCAAGGACGUGGUAUAUCCCCGUCGCCGACGUCGCCAUCGAAGAACCCAUGGAAUGCUUCCAUGACCGCAGACGGACGUUGGUCUCCUUUCCCAGCAUACGCAGCGGUGGUGUCCCGCAAUGCCUCUCCUAGCCGUGUAACCCCAACACUCCCAGAGGCUAGUACGGCCGCGGCCAUACCAGCGAACCACCCUCUGCCCCAGACGCCGGUCCUCCGCCCGGUCCACGCGGACGGCGACAUACCGCACCUCGACCUAGAGCAGACCCCCGUCAUACCAGCAGCGGGCGAACCCGCAGCCAACAGACCCGAGAACGCCGGGACCACGCCAGCUAUCGAGCCCCCAGCCCCCAUGUCGUCUCCCGGUAGCCCGCUCGCCCUUGCGGCUCGCAGGAAGAAGGACAAGGGGAAGAAAAAGGCCGCGCCCAAGAGGGCGCACGAGGCCGCUACCUCCUCCAUCGGCAUGGGCCCUCCACCGUCGACCGCCGCUCAGGAAACUCGCGUUGUCAGCGACGCCCGAAAGCGCCGCCGAGUCACGGGCGACAACGGCGACGAAGGUAGCAUAGGAGACCCUGCCCGUGUGCAACCGUCCCCAAGUACUGUACGUCGCCUGGAAGAGAUGGCUGAGGCCGAGAGGGUGGCCGAUAGCGAAACAGCGAUGAAUGUCGAGCCACCGGAAGGUGACGAUGUACGCCCAUCAGCAUCCCACUUCAUCUACUACAACGGCAUCGAUGCGUCCCUGAUAACCGAGAACCACCGCCCACACCCGGCUCCUCUACCCCCUCGCACUCCCUUCAGGGCGCCGGCGGGACCGUCACACACGGGCCCAAGGCGCGAUGCGGCCCCACACAUGGACGUCCGAAACGGGGACACUCUCGAGCCAUGGAUCCCCCAGGCCAGGCCCUACCCACCCCCCGAUGCCCUGACGCAGCAGAACGAGCCAUCAGGCAACCGCGUAGCACCUGCUCGACCGCACACUAGCACGGCUCGCACACGACCCGCGAACGCCUCCAGGCCGGCAACCCGCCAGCACGCCGGUGGGCCACGAGCUGUAUCCCACGUUGCCAACCCGCCGAGAGUAGACUCCCCCUUCGCAGCCCAGCAACGCCAAAGAACGCCUAUGGCCGAGAGGAUUUUCCCCCCUCCUACGCGUGCCCACGAUGUGUUCUGGCUCCCGAACACUCCACACCCACCUCAGCAGCCUCCUCGCACUCCCGCACCACUAUUCCCACAGCCUCUGGAGCCCGUCUUUUGGCGAACACCCCUCACAAGGACCGCCUUUGAGCCGGAAAGAGCGAUCGGGCGCCCACUCUCCCCCGGAGACCCUCGCGCCCUCUUUCAUCAUCCUGCUGAGGUGGUCUUCCCGCCGUACGUGCCCCUACCGCCCCCACCGGCCCGUCAUAACGCGACUCCAGGACCCGCGAGAAUCCCGGUUGCCGCUCCUGCACCACGUCGCCCGCCCACUUUCGAGCCCCAGGACGUUGUGAUGGAGGAAGCCCACGUGCUCCCGCCGUUCGCUCAGAACUAUGAACCACCCCCGAUGCCCAUCUUCGACGUGCGCGCGGGCCCACCUUACCAUGAUCAGAGACCAGUGAGCGAAAACAGGAACCACGGCCCACAACCGAUCCUCGUUGGUCCGAGAGCCCCGAUCAACCUAAACUCGUUACCGAUGACCCUGUCGGACGAAACCCCCGCACCACCUGGCGGAUGGCGCAUCAUCGCAGGCGGCUUCGACCCAUUCUGGAAGGUCGAAGGCGUAUCGAGGACCCAGAUUGACGACUGGAACGCGCGCAACCAACCUGCUGUCUUCCUCACAAUGCCGCAACGAAGCACGCUCGACGCAGGUGGCUACGAAUGUCGCCUCGCGAUGGAACGCACCCUACGCCGGCUAGGCAUCCCUCAACCGGAAAUCGAGUUCCCCGACCCGGAGAACGAAAAGAAGGCGGACAACAAGCCGCCGCACUGGUGCGUAGCCUUCGGCCCUACCGCAGAACAGUGCCGUCAACUCGUCGCCAAGCGAUGGGUGUCUACCUCGGACGCCACCUUCGGGAUAGUUGAGUACUCCUUCGACACAUCACACUUCGUCGGAUUCUGGGGCGGCCUCGAAUACUUCGAUGACAUGAGCUUGGAGGGUAUGCGCGCAGCUUUCCGCAAGGCGCUCGACCGGCUUCUCGCUGAAGGUAACCUACGCGACAUCAUCCAGCACGACAUAGACACCAUGGGUCGAUGGCGCGGCCAGACAGUCGACUACGCUUUCGCCUACAUACGGGAGUCUGUCUACGUCGACCUACUCGAAUGCUUCGGUCCGCAACGUCGCCCGAACACCCUGGUUCGACUGUAUUGCGAACCACCCACGUCGACGCUCACCGAGUGGGUCGAUUUCCGUCGCGACCUCCAAGCGUGCCGCCUGAGCAGGCCCGGCGCGAAGUCACCCAUGCCCGUCGACAUGAAGGUCCGAUGCUCCUACUGCCACACGGUUGACCACCCAACCGGCCUGUGCUACCUUCCGGGAGUCAAGCACUGGCAUGGCCCGGAACCUGACAAGUCCUCCGACGAACCAACUGCGGUGAAGCAUCAGCCUCAGAAGUCCCGUAACAACACGUCGAGCGACCGCGGCGGUGCUAGGGGCAGAGGUGGAUACAACGCAGACCGUGGUCGUCGUGGCCGAAGCUACUAA